GCUCUGGAGUUUGAUCCUUGUGUGCACUUGGAGUAGAAGUGUUAGUAGAGUUUAAUGAUUGAUCUGAGAAGGCACCAUGGCUGUCCUCCGGAUCCUUGCCUCUAUCCUUGUCGCUCUCUGCGCUUACCAUUUCUACAACCAGAAAACCUUCUCUGAAGAACUGGUGCGAGGGAAACGGAUCCUGGUGACGGGUGCAAGCACAGGGAUUGGAGAGCAAAUUGCCUACGAAUUGGCACGGAUGGGGGCCCAUGUGAUGGUGACAGCCAGGAGAGAGAAGCGACUCCAGGAGGUAGUCCAAAAAUGCCUAGACCUGGGUGCCAGCUCUGCUCAAUACGUUGCAGCAGACAUGAGCAAUUUGACGGCUGCCCAGAAGGUGAUGGAAGAAACCAAGGAUGCGCUGGGAGGCCUUGACCACCUUAUAUUGAACCACGUGGGGCUAACUUUUCAGUUCGGUCCGUUCCAAAGAGACGUGGAGAUCGUGAUCAAGACCAUGACCAUCAACUUCUUCAGCUACGUCCAGCUGACCAUUUUGGCGCUGGAUAUGUUGCAAGACUCUCACGGGAGCAUCAUCGUCGUAUCUUCCAUGAGCGGCCGCGUCCCCUCCCCGUUCGCUGUCCCAUAUGGAGCAAGUAAAUCCGCCCUAGAGGGCUUCUACAGCAGCCUGCGCACUGAACUUCGCCUUAUGAAAGCCGAGCUGCCUGUCACCAUUGCAGUCUUGGGGUACAUCGACACAGACAUGGCUAUGAACGCCAUAGGGGACAAAACAUUGAUGUCGCCAAGUUCAAAGGAAGAAUGCGCCCGGGAAAUUGUGAAAGGAGGCAUGCUGAGACAACGGGAGGUUUUCUAUCCUUACUGGAGCACUAAACCUCCUCUCCUCCUCCGAGACUGGAUGCCAGAAUUUUUGGAAUACCUCAUUGGCAAAGCCUACGUUGUGGAGAAUAUCAUAUAGAUAGAAAAGGGUGGUGGGUCUGUUACUAGUACGCCGUUCGAGAAAUAAAAA
Molecule: messenger RNA, 1000 nt
Organism: Sceloporus undulatus (fence lizard)
Lineage: Eukaryota; Metazoa; Chordata; Lepidosauria; Squamata; Phrynosomatidae
Product: hydroxysteroid 11-beta-dehydrogenase 1-like protein A
Exons: 6
Coding region: 77-949 (290 amino acids)
Cellular component (GO): intracellular membrane-bounded organelle
Molecular function (GO): oxidoreductase activity
Source: RefSeq, a predicted model, not a curated record